Messenger RNA from Knipowitschia caucasica, 2565 nucleotides. Lineage: Eukaryota; Metazoa; Chordata; Actinopteri; Gobiiformes; Gobiidae. The record is from the annotation of a GenBank genome assembly.
AUGGCGGAAGUGCAGGAGCAGGGAGGAAAAUCAAGUGAGGAGUUUACAGAUGAGUCUGAGGAGGAAGAGAGUGAGGAGGAGCCGAAGCUGAAGUACGAGAGGCUCGCAAACGGUGUGACUGAGAUCCUGCAGAAGGAUGCAGCCAGCUGUAUGACCGUCCAUGACAAGUUCCUCGCUCUUGGAACACACUUUGGUAAAGUCUUCCUCUUGGACAUCCAGGGAAACAUGACCCAAAAGUUUGAGAUUAGCUCGGUGAAGAUCAACCAGAUCAGCCUGGACGAGAGCGGGGAGCAUGUGGGCAUCUGCUCCGAGGAUGGGAAGGUGCAAGUGUUUGGCCUGUAUACAAGAGAAGGCUUCCAUGAGAACUUUGACUGUCCUAUCAAAGUUGUAGCUUUACACCCGCAGUUCAGCAGAUCUAACUACAAGCAGUUUGUUACGGGAGGAAAUAAGCUACUUUUAUAUGAAAAAAACUGGUUGAAUCGUUGGAAGACGACGGUUCUUCAUGAAGGCGAGGGCACUAUCACCAGUAUUCAGUGGAGGACGAACCUUAUCGCAUGGGCCAACAAUGUGGGAGUGAAAAUAUAUGACAUUGGCACUAAACAAAGAAUUACAAAUGUACUGCGGGACAAUGUGAGCCUGAGGCCUGACAUGUACCCAUGUAGUCUCUGCUGGAAAGAUGACACCACUCUGAUCGUGGGAUGGGGAUCCUCUGUAAAGAUCUGUGUUGUAAAAGAGCGUAAUCCCACUGAAAUGAGAGACCUUCCCAGCCGCUAUGUAGAAAUAGUUUCUGCUUUCGAGACAGAGUUCUUCAUCUGUGGCCUGGCGCCUCUGGCAGAUCAGCUGGUUUCACUGUACUUUGUGAAGGAGAGCUCUGAGAACAUGGAUGAAGACAUUCGUGCAAGGCCUCGUCUUGACAUCAUCCAGCCCCUUCCUGAAGGAUGUGAGGAGAUCUCCUCCGAUGCUCUGACUGUGCGCGACUUCAAAAACAAUGAGUGCAGGGACUACACACUGGAGCAUUCUGAAGGAGAGUCGCUCUUCUACAUCAUCAGCCCUAAAGACAUUGUUGUGGCCAAGGAGCGAGACCAAGAUGACCAUAUCGAUUGGCUGCUUGAAAAGAGGAAAUAUGAGGAGGCUCUCAUGGCGGCAGAAAUUAGCUUCAAAAAUAUCAAGAGGCACGACGUAAAGAAAAUUGGGAUGUCUUACAUCAAUCACUUGGUAGAAACGGGAGACUAUGACGGCGCUGCAAGAAAAUGUCAAAAGGUUUUAGGCAAAAAUAUGGAGCUGUGGGAGAAUGAAGUUUACAGGUUUAAGACAAUUGGACAGCUAAAGGCAAUUAGCCAAUACUUACCCAGAGGAGAUCUGCGUCUCCGUCCUGCCAUCUAUGAAAUGAUCUUGCAUGAAUUUCUAAAAACUGAUUAUGAGGGCUUUGCUACACUUGUAAGAGAAUGGCCUGGAGAACUGUACAAUAACAUGGCCAUUGUCCAAGCAGUCACAGAUCACCUGAAGAGAGAUCCCGCUAACAGCACUUUGCUCACCACUCUGGCUGAACUCUACACAUAUGACCAGAGAUAUGACAAAGCCUUGGAAAUAUAUUUAAAACUGAGGCACAAAGACGUGUACCAACUCAUUCAUAAGCACAACCUUUUCUCCUCCAUUGAAGAUAAGAUUGUGCUUCUUAUGGACUUUGACAAAGAGAAAGCUGUAGACAUGCUCCUUGACAAUGAAGACAAAAUAUCUAUUGACCGUGUGGUGGAGGAGCUGGCGAACAAACAUGAAUACCUGCAUGUGUACCUUCAUAAACUUUUCAAGCGAGAUCACCACAAAGGACAAAAAUAUCACGAGCGACAGAUUGGACUGUAUGCAGAGUACGACCGACCAAACCUGCUUCCUUUUCUUCGAGACAGCACACACUGCCCCCUGGAGAAGGCUCUGGAGAUUUGUCAGCAGAGGUGCUUUGUAGAAGAAACGGUUUUCCUUCUCAGUCGAAUGGGAAACUGUAGAAGAGCUCUGCAGAUGAUUAUGGAGGAGCUUGAAGACGUGGACAAGGCCAUAGACUUUGCCAAAGAACAAGAUGAUGCUGAACUCUGGGAGGAUCUUAUCUCUUAUUCCAUUGAUAAACCACCCUUCAUCACAGGCCUCUUGAAUAACAUCGGAACACAUGUGGAUCCUAUUCUGCUUAUCCACCGCAUUAAAGAGGGAAUGGAGAUCCCAAACCUUAGAGAUUCCUUGGUUAAAAUUCUUCAAGAUUACAAUUUACAAAUUCUCUUGAGGGAAGGUUGUAAGAAGAUCUUGGUAGCUGACUCCCUUUCGCUUCUUCAGAAAAUGCACAGAACACAAACAAGAGGUGUUAGAGUGGAUGAUGACAACAUUUGUGAGUCAUGUCAUGCAACAAUACUACCCUCAGACAUUACUAGAACCUUCAGUGUGACAGUGUUUCAUUGCAGACACAUGUUUCAUAAAGAGUGUUUACCGUCUUCAGGAAGUAUAGUUGGUGUUCAGUUUUGUAACAUCUGCAGUGCAAAGAAGCGCGGACCAGGAAGCGGAAUAUUGGAUAUGAAGAAGUAG